GUCGCGUCUGCGUCUGCGUCUACCUGCCGCUGCUCAGCAGCAGACCCGGGGCCCGGGCGCCACCCGCUGCUGACGUCAGCUCCAGGCGGCCGUCUCACGAGAUCAACUCAGAUGCUUGGACCUGUCUUCGAAGGUCCGCAGUCUGCUUCACACAUCUAAAACCGUAGCUCCAAACAAGUGUUUCCUGCAACCAUCUGACCUGCCUCAUCUGACGAUAACGUGCUGCAGUUGAAAACAGUUCCACACAUACCGGUUGCUUGUAGGGCACUAGCUGAACUCUGAAGAAAAGCCUCCACUUACCGAGAGGAAGGGCACUUAAACAGGGUGAGGAUGAGCGGUGAGGAGGCGGUGUGGGACGUGCUGCAGGGUCACGUGACCGCUGCGCGCAGGCCCGCCCCCCGGCUGCUCAAGGUGUUCAUCGCCUCCACCAGGACCGAUUUCGCGGAGGAACGGCGACAGCUGCUGGAAGUGAUGGGUCCAGAGCUGCAGAGCCAGUACGACAACAUGGGGCUGGAGGUGGAGCUGGUGGACAUGCACUACGGCACGGCCAGCGACCCCGCGCUGGACGCGCCGCUGUUCGAGGACCACCUGCACGAGAUCCGCCACUGCCACGCCGUCUCGCGCGGCUGCUUCUUCCUGUGCCUCGUGGGCAACAAGUACCUGCCGUACGCGCUGCCGCGGCGGCUGGACGGCGAGACGUACGAGGCGCUGUACGCCGCGGCCGCCGACCUCUCGCUGGUCUGCCGAGCGCUGUUGGUGGUGCAGGCGGCCGCGAGGCACCUGCUGUCCGCGGAGAGCACGGGGCAGCCCGCCGCCGCCAGGUACCGCCAGCUGGCGCUGUCCGCCGUCGAGAGGCAGUUCAGCCACGCGCUCGGUGAGUACCCGCUGCUCUACCUGCGUCUGCGCGGCUGCUGCUCCACGGAGUCCCGUCUCUCGCGAGAAGAGACGAAGAACACGCAGAGGGAAGUGAAGAUCUAUUUUCCAUUUAGUGCACUUCCCAAGUUUGAAGCCUUCACAUAG
Messenger RNA from Schistocerca americana (American grasshopper), 1020 nucleotides. RefSeq names its product NACHT and WD repeat domain-containing protein 2-like. Bases 331 to 1020 code for a protein of 229 amino acids. The transcript has 12 exons. Lineage: Eukaryota; Metazoa; Arthropoda; Insecta; Orthoptera; Acrididae. The record is from RefSeq and is a predicted model, not a curated record.